CUGUUUCUGUGGGUGUGUUUGUGUUUGCGUUUGAUUAAAAAUAUUGUCGCAGUCCCCCCGUUUACAAUUGCAAGUGCAUAAAUUCAAUGGUAUUUUACUCGUUUAGAAAUUACAUUUGUGAAAUUAAAAAGCAACAACCACAACAACUACAACGACAGCAGCAACAAGCAAAGCACUUGUCAAGUUAUCAACAAAUAAAAAGAAGAGUUUUAUCGUUUCGUUUGACAUUGACUCUCAAUCCGACAGUUUCUUUUAAACUGUAUUAGGUGCUGUUGAAACUGUAAGCAGAAAUCUGAAAUCAGAGCAGCGAAAAUGCCGCGUAAAAAAGUGGAAUACCGCGUGAAACAGAUGCCCUCGCGUCCCAUGCAAAUGGCAAACGCCCGCAUCGGCACCCUGGAGGAGGAUCUGCAUCCAGAUGAUGAGCUGGCGGCACACUAUGAUGUAUUUGGCACAACGCCUCCGCGUACCCGUCAAAAGAUCAAGAAUCGUGACUGGGAGCGUAAACAAAAGGUGGCCAACGUUGUGGCCUCUACAGAUGCGCCCGCCAGUGUUGGAGCCACACCAAAGAAGGGGAUGACGCGACUGGCACGUACUAGGGUGCAACGGCGGAACACCAUGGACUGUGCCCUGCUCAACCAGAUGUUCGUCAACGAGGAGGGCAAGAGGACGGAUAAGAGAUUGCAGUCGCUUCUUCGGGAUUCGGAGCGUGAGAUGAAGAGCUCGCUGGCGACGUCGACGUUGGUGCCGCCGCGUGGCAACAGUUUCCAUGAGGGUGCACACACACAGGAGGCACUGGACAAGAUAAUGCCAUUGAGUUCGGAUGCAUCGGCAGCGUUGCCACUGCGUAUUGCAUCCAAGGUGGUGGAGAGCUGUAAUCGAUAUCGUUGUGUCUCCUCUCGACCCAUCGGCUGUCGCUCCUCUGCUCCCCCCUUGGCGUUUGCACCACAGUUGCCGCAGCUGCCGCAGUUGCGAGUGGAUGGCAAACAAACUCCGGGAUUGGCCAAGCGUAAGGAUUUCCAUGAGACAUUUGCGAAUCUGAUCAAGCUGGGAAGCGUCGACAGACAGGAUGCCAAAUUGUCACAGGAGGAGCAUACGUGGCAGACGGAGCUGAAGGAUCUCAUCUGGUUGGAGCUGCAGGCCUGGCAGGCCGAUCGCACCGUUGAGCAGCAGGAUAAGUACCUCUUUGAGGCACGUCACGGUGUCUCCGAUCUUCUCACCCAGAUCAUCAGCUACAAGUUCCAGCCACGCUACAGACGCGAGCCCAGCCUGCUGAGCCUUGACAGUGGCAUCCACUCGGAUGCCAAUUCCAAUGCGAGUUCUCCUUUGCCAAGCAAACUAUGUCAGGGAUGCAUGUCUCUAUAUUGCAAGGAUUGCAUGGAACAGCAGGAGUUGGCGCUGCGUGAAGUGGAGGAUCUUCUGACGCGCCUAGAGGUGGCUGAGGCAUUGUAUCCCUCAUCCCAGGCCAUGGGUGCACUGCAUCCCAUCUACAAAUCGCAGAGCUUUGUGGGUCGCAUCAAAUCCAUGUGCCUUUGGUAUAACAUUACCAAGCAGAACAAGCUGAAGCUCAGCAUUCUGGGCAGGAUUCUAGCCAGGCUGCAGGAUGUCAAGUUCUCCUGGCCAGUGCAGACAUCCUACAGGGGUUCGGAUAGCGGAAAUUCCUCUGCCUCGGGCGUGGAAAAUGAUGACUCGGCGGUUAAUUCAAUGGACUCCAUAAAGCCACCGAGUGUGGCGGGCAAUGGUCAAGGACCACGCAAAGGAUGCGGCACAAUGUCCUGCGCCAAGGUGCAGUUUAUGCUGAACGACUCGACCCAUGUGCCGGGCGAGACCUCAAGCAGCAAUGAAUCGACAUCGACGGAGAUUAGUCAGCUGUCGAACGAUUUGCAACAUGGCCAAUUGCGCAAGGGAUCGAUGCAUGACAUCAACAUCUUUAGCGUGGAGCCGCUGGGCACGUCCAACGAUUACAAUGGUGAGCAAUCCUCGGGAUUGUAUCGCAAGUUCAUUGAGAAUGUGCUAAAGUGCCGUGGACUGGCCAAAUCGUUGGCCUUUUUGCAUCAGCUGCACAAUGUGGCGUUGUACAAGGCGCACAUUGCUUUGGAGAAACCUGGGGCGGAGGAUAUGGAGGACUUUGAGCUGGAUGCGGACGUCAUUGAUCAGGAUGUGCCACGCAUGGAUCCACAAAUUAGUCACGAGCAGAUCAUCGAGCUACGCACCUAUGGCUACUGGAGCGAGGAGGCGCAAUCUAUCAAUCUGCCCUCGUACAUUCCCACAUUUGUGUUCCUCAGCGGAAUUCCGUUGCAAUUCAUGCACGAAUUCUUGCGGAUGCGUCUCGAGACGCGUCCCGUUCGCCCCAAUCCUCUAAGCUUGGAGCAACUGAUGAAGGAGCUGCGAGAGGGGCUCACCUUGGCCCUGACACAUCGGGAGCGUUAUCAGCGCCACAUAACGACGGCACUGGCCGAGAACGAAUCAGAGUUGAUCAGCUAUAUAAAUAUUCUGAAUCAAUACGAUGCCACUGUGCGCAAGACAUUCGAGCUGUACUUGGACUAUAUUGAUCAACUGGUGCUGGUUGCCGUGCCGGAGACGAAUCAGAAGUCCGUGCUCGAGAAGGAAUGGAUGUUCACCAAGCUGAUCAGUCCCAUGAUCAAAGGCAUGCACACGCUUGCCUCCCAAAAGUUUUGUGGCAUCAUUAGCAAACUUUUGCGCAGCAUUUCAAAGCGUUUGGUCCAGAGAUCCGGCGAGUUGGAUGAACAGAUUGCUGGCACCGCGCACAGUAAUAACGAUAACGAGGAAUUAAAGUGGCAACUCCUCACCAUUUGCCGGGAGACGCAGGCGCUGCUCACCGAGGAACGGGAGCGUUCGAUAAAGGUGCUCUUCUUUGCCAAGACCUUUUGUCGGGAUGUGGAGACAACGGACUUUCAUCGCGAGCACUAUGAGCAUGAUGUGGCCAAUCAUCAGCAUGAUUUCAUCUGUUCCGACGUGAAGUCCGCAUUCAAGUUGCUGCAACAGGAUGUGCUCGAGGUGCGCAACAAACUGACCGAGAUCAUUAAAGGUGUCCAGCAGCGAUGUUGUCUCAGCAACAUGCAGGAUCUGGACGAACAGGAUCGCCUUGCCGUAUUGUCGCGCACCCGCGAAAUUCUGCACCAGGGCUACAAGUUUGGAUUCGAGUAUCACAAGGAUGUGAUCCGUCUGUUCGAGCAGCGCAUCAUGGACCAAAAGGACAGUUCACACACUGUGGAUCUGGCCCUGGGCAUCAUUGCCUUUGCCAAAAUGUGGAUGCACUUUGUGAUGGAGCGCUGCGAGCGUGGACGUGGCAUGCGUCCGCGUUGGGCCUCCCAGGGAUUAGAGUUUCUCAUGCUGGCCUGUGAUCUGCAGAUCACCCAACACUUGAAUGACACACAAUUCGAGGAGCUGAAACAGCAAAUGGAUCGCUGCAUUUCCCAUGUGAUUGGCAUAACGUCGGAGCCGGAGAAGGUUGCCCGCAAGAAGGCAUCGCCACGCACUCGCAAGACAUCCUCUCCGGCCACCAGUCGCUCCCGGACGCCAACACGGACGCCAAUGUCGGCUGGCAUUAUCUUGAAUCCUAAUACGCCGCCAUUGCAGUCACCACAAUACAACAAGCUGCUGCAUCCUCAGUUCAGUCUCAAGGAGGAGCUGCUGCAGCAGAGCUCGGCCACCUACAGUUCCGUGGACAGCACCGACUACGUGGAGGCACCUCAUGGCAGCGGCAACGGGGAGCUUCGUCUCUUGGUGCCACAGACGCCGCCCAUUUCCACAUCUUCCGGCAAAGAAAGCAGCAACUCGACGCCUCUAGCAUCACGCCAUGAGCGAGUUCGGGAUGCAGUGAAUCGAUUGGAUCUUGACUUGGAGGAGCAUCUACGAGAACGUCGUCUCAUUGGCCAGGUGAAAGCGCUAAAUUCAUGCGAUAAGGUGCAAAUCCGAGCUCGCAGCGUAAACUUCCGUUGGCAUCGCGGCAUCAAGAUUGGCCAAGGACGCUUUGGCAAGGUCUACACCGCGGUCAACAACAACACCGGCGAACUGAUGGCCAUGAAGGAGAUCGCCAUACAGCCGGGCGAGACACGUGCCCUCAAGAAUGUGGCGGAGGAGUUAAAGAUACUGGAGGGCAUCAAGCAUAAGAAUCUGGUGCGAUACUACGGCAUCGAGGUGCAUCGCGAGGAGCUGCUCAUCUUCAUGGAACUGUGCUCCGAGGGCACCCUCGAAUCCCUCGUCGAACUGACUGGCGGCCUACCCGAGGCUCUGUCACGUCGAUUCACCGCACAGCUGCUCUCUGGAGUCGCCGAGCUGCACAAGCACGGCAUUGUGCAUCGGGAUAUCAAGACGGCCAAUAUAUUCCUAGUGGAUGGCAGCAACAGUCUCAAGUUGGGCGACUUCGGAUCUGCAGUCAAGAUCCAGGCACACACCACGGUGCCCGGCGAGCUUCAGGGUUAUGUGGGCACCCAGGCCUACAUGGCGCCAGAAGUGUUUACCAAGACGAACAGCGAUGGCCAUGGAAGAGCUGCCGAUAUCUGGUCGGUGGGCUGCGUUGUAGUCGAGAUGGCCUCGGGCAAGCGUCCUUGGGCACAAUUUGAUUCCAAUUUCCAAAUCAUGUUCAAAGUGGGCAUGGGCGAGAAGCCGCAGGCACCGGAGAGCCUCUCCCAGGAGGGACACGAGUUCAUCGACAAUUGUCUGCAGCAUGAUCCCAAAAUGCGUAUGGCAGCUAUUGAGCUGCUCGAGCAGAACUUCUGCAAGUCUGGACGGGAUGAGGAGUACAGCAGCGAGCAGUUGCAGGCACAGAUGAGGGGCUCAUUUAGGCGCAAUGUUGUGCAGAAUUAGCUAACGAAAAAUAUGUAUAUGUACAUAGUACAUGUGUAUCUAUAAAACUGUCAUUUGUUAUCGAUUGCACAGAUAUACGACUAUAUAUAAGCGUAUGUGUGUGUGCUGUGUAUCUGUUUGUGUUUGUGUGUGUGUGUAUGUGUAUGUGUAUCCGUGCUGUGCUCUAUAAUUUAUGUGAAAGAAGGCGACCGAAGGUCGAGCUGUGCAUUGGCCGCGCCUAGUUUUAUCUUGGACAAUAAAUAUCCUAUGAAAUAUUUGUAAACAAGACAGAAACGCACAAUUAAACUUAAUCAAUGCAUGUUAAACACAGAAAUUAAAGAAAACAAAAUAUCAC
Molecule: messenger RNA, 5161 nt
Organism: Drosophila innubila
Lineage: Eukaryota; Metazoa; Arthropoda; Insecta; Diptera; Drosophilidae
Gene: Mekk1
Product: mitogen-activated protein kinase kinase kinase 4
Exons: 8
Coding region: 313-4827 (1504 amino acids)
Biological process (GO): protein phosphorylation; MAPK cascade
Molecular function (GO): ATP binding; protein kinase activity
Source: RefSeq, a predicted model, not a curated record